AUGUGUAGGGCCUUCCCUACGACGCUGAAGGGCGCAGUAAGGAUUUGGUUCAGCAAACUGACGCCGAACUCCAUUAGCACCUUCAAAGAGCUCAGCGCUCAGUUCACCGCACACUUCAUCGGAGGCCAUCGGUACAAGAAGUCUAUGGCUUGCUUGAUGAGCAUGAGACAGCGGGAGGAUGAAACUCUAAGAGCCUACAUAUCCCGAUUCAACAAGGAGGCACUCUCAAUCGACGAAGCUGAUGAUAAAAUACUUGUUGCAGCAUUCACGAACGGCUUGAAGAAGGGCAAGUUUUUGUUCCCCCUAUACAAAAACAACCCAAAAACCAUGUCAGAGGUGCUUUAUCGUGCCACGAAGUAUAUGAAUGCUGAAGACGCGCUCUUAGCCCGAGAAGAGAGGCCCAGGAAAAGAGAGAGGCAGGAAGAGACUCGACAGGACCAAGGCCAAAAGAAGACAAGAACAGGUGACCGAAGGGACGAGAGGCGCCCUAAGCCCCUAGGGGGAAGGUUCACGAGUUUCACUCCGCUGACAGCCCCGAUAGAUCAAGUCCUCAUGCAGAUCAAAGACGAGGAGGCUCUGACAUUCCCGGGAAAGCUGAAAAGUGAUCCCAACAAACGUUCCAGGGAUAAGUAUUGCCGUUUUCAUCGCGACCAUGGUCACGAUACGACUGAUUGCUAUGACCUCAAACAGCAGAUCGAGGCCCUUAUCAGACAAGGAAAAUUGUAG
Quercus lobata is the source of this 726-nucleotide messenger RNA. RefSeq lists its product as uncharacterized. Lineage: Eukaryota; Viridiplantae; Streptophyta; Magnoliopsida; Fagales; Fagaceae. Bases 1 to 726 code for a protein of 241 amino acids. The transcript has a single exon. The record is from RefSeq and is a predicted model, not a curated record.